UCUAGCCCAGUAACGCAAAGCCCAAAAAAAAGUGGAGUGGCGACGAGGCACGCCCACCACACCAGCGAGCGACCUCCUCCCCAUUUCUCCCACCCAUCUCCGCUCUCCUGUCUUCUUUCUGCCGCCGCCGCCGACGACGAAGCCGACCGGCCGACUUCCUCCUCUCUUCUCUUCGGUUCAGCGGUGGACCGCGCGAUCACUAAGAUGGCUGAUCUGUGCACCAAGUUUACCUUGUCCGGAUGCCACCGGUUUUACCCUGAGUUUCCAGAUCACUGGUAUGAUCUGGUUGAAGCUCCUGUCCAUGUGCCGAAGUUCACCCCUCGCAAGAAGCACAACCGUGCGUAUAGGUCCCGCCAUGGCCAUGUUAUCAUUGGUUUCCCUGAGGCAAAUGAAGACAUAGAGCAGCUGUUCGAGGACGAUGGUGUGGAGGAAGAGGAGCAGCUGUUCGAGGACAAUGGCGUUGAACCAAUUGCUGUGAAUGAAGUGGAGGGGGUUGCCAUUGAUGAGGAUGUUCCAGAGCUGGGAAUUGAGUACCAGGCAGAGGAGGAACAUGUCGAGGAUGAUGACGUGGAAGCAUUAGUUCUGAAUGAGGUCGCCCCCAUUGAUGGCGGAGAUGUUCCUGAGGAAUACACUGAGUAUGAGGGUGGCCUUCUUGCGGCUAAGCUUGGUGGAGAGGACGACGACAAGGUCGAGCUUUAGAUUGCUACUAUUUCUGGCUCAUCAGCAUCGAAGGCCUGAAGAUUUUGACUAGCAUCUCAAGUCCAGUAUCAAGAACCUUGUUUUUCUAUAAAAUAAUCCAUUGUCUCUACCGAAGUGAACUACGUGAUGAUUAUGGCCGUAUGUCGUGUAAAUGUCUCGUCUCCUGCUGAAUGCACUGAAAGUAGUUUCCGCAUGUGUUGAUUAUGGCCGUAUGUCAUGUAAAUCUCUCGUCUACUGCUGAAUGCACUGAAAGUAGUUUCUGCAUGUGAUGAUUAUGGCCGUAUGCCAUGUAAAUCUCCCGUCUACUGCUGAAUGCACUGAAAGUAGGGUCCAAGUCCAA
Molecule: messenger RNA, 1039 nt
Organism: Triticum aestivum (bread wheat)
Lineage: Eukaryota; Viridiplantae; Streptophyta; Magnoliopsida; Poales; Poaceae
Exons: 7
Coding region: 205-699 (164 amino acids)
Source: RefSeq, a predicted model, not a curated record